Sitodiplosis mosellana (orange wheat blossom midge) is the source of this 8587-nucleotide messenger RNA. RefSeq names its product segmentation protein cap'n'collar (gene cnc). Gene Ontology annotation, molecular function: RNA polymerase II cis-regulatory region sequence-specific DNA binding; DNA-binding transcription factor activity, RNA polymerase II-specific. The record is from RefSeq and is a predicted model, not a curated record. NCBI's taxonomy places the organism in Eukaryota, Metazoa, Arthropoda, Insecta, Diptera, Cecidomyiidae. Bases 4758 to 8348 code for a protein of 1196 amino acids. Gene Ontology annotation, biological process: regulation of transcription by RNA polymerase II. The transcript has 15 exons. Gene Ontology annotation, cellular component: nucleus.
CACAUAUUCAUUCGAGGAGUUAACUUGAUAUGGUAUAACACGAGCGCUUGCUUGAUACAUUAUUUAAAAUCUGUAAUAAGUGAUUGGCUGCGUAAAGCUAAAAUAUUGGUAAAUAUACAUUUAGAAUUGUUGUUGGGCGUGUAGAAGAGAAAAAAACUGCGACCGAUCGAACAGCACAAGAAAGACGGAAGCGAAACAACUGGCAGACAAAAUAAUAAGUAGUUAUUCAUUCAACGGGUAAAUUUGAAAGCAAACGACGCACUCAAUUGACUAAAGUUGAUAGUCGUACAAAAUAGUUCUACAAACAAGCCAACGGACAACAAUCAAUCAAAAAAAAAGUGAGAAAGAAAGAAAACAGAAUCACUGCGCUAUUCACAUUAGCUUUUUAUCAGCGUGUAGCGUGUAAUCAUCUUAAACAAUCGGAAGCGCGUUGCUCAGGAAGUGCAUCCAGUGGAAUUGCGAUAAUUUUCUAUUUGGAAGGAGUAAAACUCAAGCGAAAUCAAAAUGAUGGAAAUUGACUUGCCGCGUAUGCAAUCGUUGUCACCACAAUUCGAUUCGCCAUCAAUGGACGCAAUGCCUGGUAUAACAAAUCUAACAGAUGUAUCGUCAUCUACAGAACCAGAACCACAACCGCAGCCACAACCAUCCAGUUGUUCGAUGAAAAUAGCGAACAACUGCGACUGGAAAUUCGAUUCGGAAAUCUGUGGAUGCAAAUACACGAAUAAAUCCGGUUGCGGGUGCAAAUACAUCAACAAAGUAAGUGUUACCGUUUCCCAUGACGUGUUUCUCAAUUAAAAACUGUACAAAAACACACUCGUGAUAAAAUGUUCGCGACUAAAAUACAAAUAUCAAUUACAAUUGUCACCGUUUGUGGAUUGAAUUUAUGUUCACCAAAAUGUGACGGGAAAAACAUCUGUGAUAACUCUUUUCUUCUCUAGAGGCUGAAGGUCAUCUCCGGUAAUUUUUCUCUUUGUUCCUAAUUUAUAAAUAAACAUUUUCAUACACCAUAAAAACAACUUUGGUUGAAAUGCAUGUAUAUCUAGGUAAUUUGUUUCCAAGAAGAAAAAGAUAUGAAUUCCUACGAAUUUAAAAUUUGUUGAGCGGGUGCCAUAACGGUGGCCUUCAUUUUAUCAUUUUGAAUUUAAAAUCUCUUUUUGAAAUAUCUAACGAAAAAUAUCAAACGAGACUAUCCUCUAAACUAGCCGAAUUGCUCUGCAGCCAAAAAGAAUUUAACCGGUGCAACACAGCUCCAGAAAUAAAUUAAAUGCGUUUUGAUGUCAGGGUGUGUUUAUUCCGACAAAUCUAAAAACGGGUUUGGCAUUCAAGUGAAAGUGCGUAACAACGUUCUGGCUAGUUUCCUAAAUUUCAUUUUGUUUUCUUUCUUGUUUGCUUCUGUUCAACGACGUGCUUAAUCGUAUAAUUAGAAGCAAUUUCUCACACUACUGUUCGUUUGUUGUGGUCAUUUUUCGUGAUUCAGUCGCCGAUGUCGCUAAAUUGUCGUACAAACGAAAGCCAGAGAAAAAAAAACCGAUCCAUUUUGCGAAACAUUAUAAACAAAAACUCAUUAACAUAAAUCAUCUCAUUCGAAUGAUCAUUCGUUUAUGUGUGCAAAAAUGUGCGACGACUGCCAUAAUUCAAUUCUUCUUCUUUUUUUUUCGUGAGUGACCUGGAAAGAGUAUUCAUUUAAGGAGAAUUUGUGUCAAGAAUCAUUGACUAAAUAUACACUCGAGCUCACACAAUCGCCUCACCGCAUUGAUAGCCGUGGUAAAAACAAUCACAAAUGAAAAAAAAAAUCUCCUAUUACGUACAGUGCACAAUUAACUAAAUGUUACAGAAUUCGCAUAAAAUUUAGUUCAAUUGCUGUCACUUUUUUCCAUUUUGAAAAUCCGUCACAAUAAAUACUAUCCUUUAAUGGAAAAACAGAACAAGAAAAAUCCCACAAGAAUCACACAGGAUGUAAAUCGUAACAUUUCUGAAAGAAAAAGAACCAAAUAAAUAUAAUGAUGACUCAUAGCUUAAAACACAACGACAGCAUGACUUUAUUCGAGAUAUAAUUUUUUGCACUGCAAAUAAUGUUCGCCUAUAAAAAAAACAAAGAUGUGGAAUUCUUCUGAAAUUGAUAGCAUUCGAAAUGCUUUAGUGUGAUAAGGUUGUAAUUGUGGUGUAAUAAGAAAAAACACUGCAAUCGAGAAAAAAACAGCGGCUGGUAUUAGUGUUUUGUGCCAGAGUUGCCUGCCUUCGGGCAAUUGAAAAAAGGCAAAAAAGUAAACUGUGGCGCGAUUCAAAUAUAGUUUGCUGGCAAUGAUCGGGAGCUGUCAACGUUUGGUUUACGUUUUUAUAUGAAUGUUGGUAGGCCUUUCCAACAGCAACAGUCGAAACCGCACCAACAUUGCCACAUCCGCCAUGGGAAUCACGUGUAUGUGAUAACUGCAUCAUACGAUGUGCGCUCGUACACAGAUACACACAGAUACACACACACAUACAUACACACACACACACGCACACACUAACACAUUGACAACGCGCAAAACCGAAGCGAAUGACAGUAGCUUCGAACGGCGAGUCAGCGAGAGCGAAACAUUCAUCGCACAAGGCACACCAAUACACUCGCAAUCGCAAUACGAAUCGGAACAAAAGCGUUUACUGUUGCUUCUGACACAUCAUAUCAAAUACCAACUUGAAUUCAUUCGUUUAGUUUGCCCCGAUCGCUUCACAUGAACUUGUGCACGAAUUGUCAAAAUCAAAUUUCGCUAAGUACGAAACAAACAAAAGUGUGUGUAUUUUCGAUUUCAGUUUUUUCCUAUAAGAACACCAAUUAUUGAAGACAUUUGACAUUUGUUGAAUUAAAUGUGGACUGUUUCACAUUGAAGAGCACCCAGAAUUGAAUCGGCAUUUUUGUGUUGAAAUUAUCGGUAAAGUGGCCAGGUUUUUCUGUGGGUUUCAAUUUUGUUUACGGCAAAACACCACGAUAAAUCAAUUUAGUACACAUACACUCUCUGUCUUUCAUAAAGUUUGCGUGAAGCGACAAACAAGUGACGGGGACCGAGAAGCAAGACAAGAAAUUAGUAACAAUCAUGCUUACGUAAAUGAAUACACAAUUCUAGUUAUUUCUACGGCUUAUGUUUGUACUGUUGUCGCUUCGUUCGGUGUGCGGUGAUUAUGAGUAAAACAUUUGUGUUUUUGUGCGAUAUUAUUGUCUCACACCAUCGAUAUUAGUGAUUAGAGCGGCAAAAUACCAGCAAAACAGAACGAUUCAUGUCAAUGUUGGUUUCAAUUUGGAUUGUUUUUUCUUUCAUUCUUCAUUGCGUCCAGUGAUGAAAUAAAAGCGAUUUCAGCGUUAAAUUGUGUGCGCCAAUUGAAAGCGAAAUUUAAAUUAGAGACUGAUUUGAGUGGAAGUGUCGUGUGCAGAAUAACACAGAAAUAGAAAAGAACAUUCAUUGCAUUGAAACAAAGUCAUCUGGUGAAGUGUAUUUUUUUUGUGUUGUGUCACUGUUUAUGACAGAAGGGAGAUCAACUACAAACAAACAUCGGUUCAUUCAUAUGUGAUAGCCAUAUGCACACGGGUCGCAGUUGCAACAACGCAACAGCAACGAAUUUCUCGCGACGAAUGUGACAUGCUGGAACUCGGUGCUUCAUUAUGUCAAAAUUGAAAAAUCCAAAUCGACGCGCCAACAGUUGAACGACCGAGAUUGUGUUUUUACAUCGAUUUGAAAACAUACAGAGAAAACAUCGAAAAUCAUAAAUACAUUUUCGCGUUUCGGUGUGAACAACAUAGCAAAAAAAAGAAAGAAAACGAUUCGGACGCGAAAAAUCAACCCGUAUAAAAAUAGACGUGCAAAUGUUGAGCAAAAUUGUGAAAUGACAUUCAAAAACAAAAAUUGAUCAACUAAGUUAUCUAAGAUAAGUUCUCCGAAAAAUCUAAACGUUUUUGUUUACUCAAAUCGGACUCUUUGUUUUUGACAAUUUCUAAAUUUUUCGUCUCUCCUAAAUGAAAAUAUAACAACAAAACGGUUGACAAUAGAAAGCGUGCGAUUGUUUAUCGGUGUGCUGUUUACGGUCGCGCACCGACCGAUAUCAAAUGACUUUUAAAAUGGAAAUUAUGUGCAUAAUUCAGCUGUGAUGAAUUUGGGCUGCGCACAUGAAAAUGCGUCGCCCGAAAAAGUGUAAGACUAUUUUCGCUAAUUUUUCUACUUCAAAAUUUUCCGCGUUUCGUAUUCAAAACAACUGACAAAAAAAACACUGUUCCUUUGGUUUGUUUAUUUGCGGUGGUGCGAUCAAUGAAUUCAAAAACAGAAACACUCACUGAAAGCGAAUCGUUCAUAUUUUUCGAAUUUACAUGCAAAACAAAAAGACAAUCGCACCGAUUUUCCCUCUUCGGUUUUACUAUUUAGAACGCAAGCGUACUUAAUAGAAUUAAAAUCCUCAUUAAGAAUGACAAUUUACUCAUAGUAUUUUGAACGCGUUAAAUAGUUUCUUCUUCGGUUUUUUUUUUCGUUAAUUAUUAAAUUAUAUUUUAAAAUUCAAAGUGUUUCCAACGUGAUACUAAUCGUAACGUAAUUUUUUAUAAGAGUUUUAUACGAUUUUUGCUAAAACAUUUAAAAUUUACAAUUAAAAUAAAACGUUAAUCGCCGCGUAAAAUAUUGAAAUAAAAGUAAUUCAACCAGAAAAUCAAAACCAACGACAUAAUCUCAAUUGAUUGUCCAUCGAUUAAAGAAUUUCAAAAGAAUAAAAACAGCACAUAAAAAUACAAGUUCAACAUGAUUUCAUUGAAAAAAUCAUAUGCGCACCAUUUGUUGCAAUUGGCGUUGACAUUAAGCUUGCUGCGAGUCGAUCCGGAGAAUUACAUCGGCUUUGGCUGGGAAUCACAGCUCGCGCUGCAGAACGGCGAUGGAUGGCAAUUGGAAUUGCGUGCCGCACCAUUAACUGAUUUUCCAUACUCAAAUCGAAAAGCGUUGAUCCCAUUAAUUGAAGAUUUGGUACGCUUCGAUCGACAAACUCAGCAUUAUUCAUCGCAUGAUGUACACACAUAUUUGCUAAAUGUGCAAAAUGAACAGAUCUCGUUGUCAAGUGUUCCACAUGCGCCAACUUCAACAAUCGACACAAACACCUCACUUCCGAUGUCAAAUCAUCAACAACUACCGACACAGAUUUCGAGUGAACUCCAACAAUCAGGGAACGCGACUGAAUUUAAUGUUCCCGUUGCGUCUGAUUUGACAGAUUUAUUUACCAUAAACGCGGAACAGUUUGCGGAUGGUGUAUCGGUGUUCGAUCAAAAUUUGGCUGAUCUCAAUGAUUACGGUGAUGGCAACGAUCGAAACGGUGCUCGAAGCAAUGAUACAUGGAAUUUUAGCCAAGUGUAUGCCGGCCUACCAUUGAAAGAUGAGCCACCCGAAUUGUAUGAAGACAAUCGAUUCGAUCCACUUCGACCGUUCAGCGAUAUUGAUGCCGAAAUUGGUGCACUAUCAUCGGCCAGCACAAGCAAUGAUAUCAACUUCAAUCGUCGCAACAGUCAUUUGUAUGGAAUGCUACGACACACCGAAUCACCAACACUAAAUCUAAGCCAAGUCAUCGAAUGGUCGGAUUAUUUUUCGAAUGCAACGAAAACUGAACCAAAUGACGGCAACGACACUGCCAUUGAAACAACGACAUCGAACCAACAAAAUGCAUCGGAGAAUUUCAAAAAUACUCGCGUCAAACUGGAAUCAGAAGGUGAUGAUGACGACAGAGCCUCAUCGGACGACUGCAAAAAUUCAACCAGCGGUUUCAGCAGUAACGUUGAAUUAACCGAAGAGGAGAGCGAAAUUGUUGAAGUACUAUGGAAACAGGACGUUGAUUUGGGUUACACUUUAGCGCCAGUUAAGUCAAGUUCACCCAAGGAAUCGGCUACCGUUUCUGGACCAUCGUUCAGCACCGAAGACAAUGAAAAAUUAAAAGCACUUCAAGAACUCAAAAAUGACAAGCCAAAACAGGAUGAGGCCAAAUCGCCUUUGGACGAUGAAUGGGCUGGCAUUAAUUUUACCGUCGACAAUGAAACUGGUGAAUACAUCCAAUUACCAUUACAAUUGGAAGAAAUUUUGCAGGAUGUUUUACAAUUGGCCGAUCUUGCGAAUGAAAACGAUCAAGUUGAUGAAAUUUUAGCCGAAGAACUGAAAAAGAGUGAAUAUUCGGACGUAAACGGUGAAUCGAGUAGUGCGGCCACUGCCAGUACAUCGAAUCAAUUUGAUACGAAUUUUGCGUUUCCAACGGACAAAGUGCCAACACAAGACCAACAAAAAGACAAUAAAGCAACGAAUCAAAGUGAAAUUCACAGCAGUGAAUUGCCACUUUUGCUAGAUCCUCCGUUGACCGAGGAAGAAAUUUCCGCUGAUUUAAGCGCAAUAAUUAAUGAGGCAAGCGAUUUAGACGAAUUGGAUAUGAUGAUUCAAUCAGCUGGUCCGUUUCAACAUCCACGUUCGGUGGCUCAAAACUAUGGCCAUGCCAACGCCAAUAUGUACCAUCGACAGCCGUCUUAUCAUUCGCAUCACCAUCAUCAGUCGCGAUUGUCCCUUAGCCGAGCUUCAAUGGAGCAACGUGGUUUAGAUAUUGCCAGUUUGUUCAGCCCAUUGCCCGGAAUGGGCGUCGGUAUGAAUGUCACUGAUAUGGGCUCCUAUACACACUAUCCACCACACUAUUCUUAUCAGGGUGCCAGUUCGAUGCCUCAGCAUGAUCAGUAUGGUGCUCAUCAACAUAUGGCAUUGCACAAUGUAUCGACUGGUGAUAUGGGAGCAAAUCAAUCGAUUCCCACAAUUGCACCAUUGCCAUCGCAACGGUCACACUAUGCCACACCAAAUUUGGGAUCGGCCGUGUCAUCGAGCAUGCAUCUUACCAAUUCCAGUCAUGAUAGCGAUGUUCUCGGUGCUACAAGCAACUAUAAAACCGAACACGAAAUGAUGUACUAUUCGAAUGCAUCAUCUGAAUUGAAUCACACCACAGACAAUUUUAUCGCUUCCAUAAUGAAUUAUGAUGACGACUUGCUUAUGGAUAUCAGCACUAACGUCAACGAUGGUUUUUACACAAUGCGUAUGCUGGAACCAAAUGCCACCAACAACAAUUCAGCCGUGCUAAGUGCACAGGCCGCACAAGCAGCAGGUAGCCUAAAUAGUAAUGGCGCUGGAUUGUUGCCAAAUGCGGCUGGAGCCCCACAAAUGCAGACCACAUUGAACGGCAACACUGCAACCACUGAUCGUUUGGAUGCAUCCAGCGACAGUGCCGUCAGUUCGAUGGGCUCGGAACGAGUACCAUCAUUGUCAGAUGGCGAAUGGGGUGACACUGGUAGCGAUUCCGCUCAAGAAUACCAUAGUAAAUAUGGCCCAUACGAUUAUAGCAGCUACAACGGCCGCUUGGGUGAUGCCGUUCGUCAUCCGGUUGCUCAAAAGAAACACCAAAUGUUUGGCAAACGAUAUUUACAUGACCAAAGUGGACCGAAUCUUAAUAUUUCACAAUCGGCAUCGAAUGCUGGCGUUGUACAGCCACAACAGCCUGAUAUGCCAAUCAAAUAUGAAUUUGAACCAUACCCAAUGCAUCAUCCACUGGCUACAAAUCUUGAUGGUGCCGCUGGCGGUAUGCCGAUCAUGAACAAGCAUCAGUCACAACAACAAUGUUCAAUUGACUUUGGCCGACACAAUCCACGUGGCAUUCAUGAUAUCGUUGGGCACAAUCACACAUACACUUUGCCUCAAGCAAGCGGUGCAACACCACGGUCGCAACCGCGUGAUAAGAAAAAUUCCAAAAAAGCUGAAGAGGAACAUCUUACUCGGGACGAGAAACGUGCUCGUGCAUUGAAUGUUCCAAUUGCAGUCAUUGAUAUUAUCAAUUUGCCAAUGGAUGAAUUCAAUGAGCGGCUAUCUAAAUACGAUCUCAGCGAAAAUCAGCUAUCACUGAUUCGAGACAUUAGACGUCGUGGCAAGAACAAGGUGGCCGCACAAAACUGCCGAAAACGUAAAUUGGACCAAAUUCUAUCGUUGGCCGACGAAGUUGAAGAGGUGCGCAAGCGCAAAGAGCGUUUAAUAAAAGAGCAGGAGGCCGCUUUAGCUGAACGAAAACGCAUCAUGAAGAAAUUCCAAGAUUUGUACAAGCAUAUUUUCGAGAAUCUACGUGAUCCACAAGGUAAUCCAUAUUCGCCCAAUGAAUACAAUCUACAACAGUCAGCCGAUGGCGGUGUUCAUCUUUUGCGCCGUGAAAAUCGCAAUACAAAUCAGGUGAAUGUGCAAAUGCAACAGACCCAACAACCACAGCCGAAUCAACAGCAGCAACAGCAACAGACCAAUUCGACUCACCAUAUCAGUCAUCACCACAAUCCACACCACUGAAACCGCGGACUCGUCAUUCGUACACGAGAAUGUACUCUUGCUCUUUAAUCAAUAUCUGAUGCGAAUUGGGAGUCUUCUUUCUACCCGUAUACACAUUUAAACGAAGCAGGCUCUCGUUCAACAUCACACAGAUAUUGACUAAGCAGAAAGAUUCAUCAAAAACUUUAUUUUGUUAACUAAAUAAUAGAAACAAAAUUUAUUGUAUAAAAAAAGCAAAAAAAACAACAACAAAACAAAAA